AUGGCAAUUUCUGUUGACCUGCACCUGCACACCACCGCGUCGGACGGGCGCUUGACGCCGACCGAGCUGGUGGAAUUGACCGCGUCCAAGGGGUUGCGGACGAUUUCGGUGAGCGACCACGACACCACGGCGGGGUUGGCAGAGGCGCAAAGGGCGGUGGACAAGGUCCCCGGCAUGCGGCUGAUCCCCGGCAUCGAACUGGGCUGCGACGUGCCCGGCGGCGAAGUGCACAUGCUGGGUUACUUCAUGGACGUGACGGACGCCGGAUUCCAGGAGACGCUGGCCGGAUUCCGCGAGGGGAGGCUGGCACGCGGCGAAGGGAUGGUGCAGAAGUUGGCGGAGUUCGGGAUGCACAUCGAGUGGGAGCGGGUGCGGGAGAUAGCCGGGGACGCCUCGGUGGGGCGACCGCAUGUGGCGCAGGCGCUGGUGGAAGCGGGUUAUUUCUCCGAGCCGUCGGACGCUUUCCGGGAAUACCUGGGGCGCAAUGGCAAGGCGUACGUGGAGCGGGCCAAGCUGACCCCGCCCGACGCGGUGAAACUGCUGAACGACGUGGGCGGCGUCGCGGUGUUCGCGCACCCGUGGUUCGAGCGGCGCGGCAACGAGCCGGAGCCGGAGCAAUCGCUGAUCGAGACGGUUGAGGAACUGAAGGCGGCCGGCCUGCACGGGAUGGAAGUGCAUUACGCGAUGUACGACGAGGCGACGGUGGACUGGCUGGCGGACGUGGCGCGGGCGUACGACCUGAUCCCCUGCGGCGGGAGCGACUAUCACCACAGCGGGAACUCGCGGGAGCCAUUCCCCGGCGUCAACGGGCCGCCCAUGGAGACGGUGGAACGGCUGGAAGAAGCCGCCCGCCAAUUGGUAUUCCGCCGGUAG
This is a messenger RNA of Geodia barretti, 873 nucleotides long. Lineage: Eukaryota; Metazoa; Porifera; Demospongiae; Tetractinellida; Geodiidae. The record is from the annotation of a GenBank genome assembly.